This is a messenger RNA of Cordyceps fumosorosea ARSEF 2679, 2175 nucleotides long. RefSeq names its product Fungal transcriptional regulatory protein. Gene Ontology annotation, biological process: regulation of DNA-templated transcription. Lineage: Eukaryota; Fungi; Ascomycota; Sordariomycetes; Hypocreales; Cordycipitaceae. The record is from RefSeq and is a predicted model, not a curated record. Bases 1 to 2175 code for a protein of 724 amino acids. Gene Ontology annotation, molecular function: DNA-binding transcription factor activity, RNA polymerase II-specific; zinc ion binding. The transcript is spliced from 2 exons.
AUGUCGGCAUCUCCACAGCCUCCUCCCUCUCCCCACACGACGGCGCACGUAUAUGCCAGCAAUGGGUUAGAAAUUUUGCAGGCUGCCAGCGAUGCAGCCCAGGCCAUCCAAAACUCCGAGGCCUUGCAACAUGCCGCUGCGCAAGCCGUCAGCCACCAGGGCGUCGCGCAUCUCGCUGCGGCGCCCGAGAUGUCCUCGCCGCACAUGAUGCCUGGCCAGGCCGCCAUGAUGCGAGAUCCCACCAUCAAUCCCAAGCUCACGCGUUUGCGACGCGCGUGCGACAUGUGCAGCAUGCGAAAAGUCAAGUGCGACGACUCAAACAUCCCCUGCCGGCCCUGUCGCGAGCUCAAUGUCGACUGCACCUACAACCGCGAGACAAAACGCCGAGGGCCACCCAACAAGCAUGCCGAGGCAGCCAAGGCCGCAAAAAAAGCACGAACCGAAGGCCAGAUUCCCGGAUUCGCCGCCUCGCCAUCGCCUCAUGUUGCGGCCAAGACGCUACUGACCAUUUCAUCAGAUACUGUGCUUGAUGCCGAGUCGAUCGCGCCGAUGCCAGUUCUGGAGCUACUUGUGGACGACUUCUUCACCUACAUUCACCCGCUCGCCCCGUUUCCUCACGAAACUACAUUCCGUCAGUCGUUUGCCAACCGAGAAGAUCGUUCGCGACCCGAAUUUCUUGGUCUCCUAUCCAGCAUGAUUGGUGCACUGGUCGCAUCUUUCCCUCGCUGUGUAAGAGAGCAUCUAAAGUCCCAGCAUGGCACACAUUUAUUCCCGAAGGCAGUGGUAAUGGUGGAUAAGUGCCGCGACAUUGCACUUCAUACCCGUGGAGCAAGGUGGCCCAUCAAGCAACCCAAAACUUUGGACGACGCCAUGACUAGCUACUUCCUAGGUCUUGGUGCGGCUUACACCAUCCAGUACAAUGCCGCUCGCAUAUUUCUUUCAGAAACCCUCACCCUAAUUCGCGAGCUUGGUUUCACGCGGCCCAAGCACCAGGGCGAACAGCCGAGCAUUGGACAGGAUACCUAUUCGAAUGAACCUCUCCCGUUCGAUCACAUCAAGGAUCAGAUUGGAAAAAGGCUAUUUUGGUGCUUGCUUCUUGGUAAUAGGUCAUUAUUUCAACUCACAUCGCACAACGACAUGGUCAUUGCGCCAUCUACCCCCAAUCUCCCUUAUCCGGCAUACCCCGAGAAUGUCGACGACAUAUGUAUUCAAGCAAACGAAGUUAUCCACCAAGCCGACGGCACUGUUCCUCUCCUCACUGGAUUCCGCUUCGCCAUUGAUAUAUACACCACCAUGAACGGUGUUGUCAGCCUAGAACUCGCCUACGGCAUGAGCACGCUACCAUGGGCCGAUCAGCGCAUUCUACUUCGGGACGGCCUUAUGGCUGCGAAAAGUAUCAUCGACAACUUGCCACCGGAACUGCAACUCGGCAGCUCGAGCGCCGAAGCAAACCCGCUAGCAAGCCUAGACGAGUCCGGCCUGCAGUACGUCCCGCCUGUGUGGCCGAAUGCGCAACCGUCGCACGACCUCCGCAACGUGAUCAAGGCCCAGCCGGUCCGGCGUCGGCAACUGCAGUAUGAGAUCCAGAAGGCCAACAUUUUUGUAUCGCAGCUCGCGACGCGCUCCUACUUUGUCGAGCUCUACUUUGACCUGCGCGACGUCCACCUGACGGAGCAUCCGGAACCCGACCCCGAGGCGGCCGAGGCGGGCCAGCCGGGCGACGACGUCAAACCAGCAGCGACGGCGCCGCUGCUGCACGACGGCGAUGACAAGGAGAUUUACGAGCUCAUGUCGACGGAGCGCGAGCUCAUCGUGCAGAACCUGCUGACCGUGCUGGGCUGUCUCUCGCAGCGCAACCUCGAGCCCAACGGCCGGUCGCUCGUCGAGAAGAUCCGGCAGGUGGCGUCGACGCUGCUCAACGACGCGCCGCACCGCAAGGGCCCGCUGGCCGUCAAGUCAGAGGAGGCCCUCUCCCAGCUCAUUGACAUUCUCGUUAAGCUCGAGAAGACGGGCCCUGCAACGGGCGAGAGCAGGAACAGCACCGCCGCUGCCGCUGAGCCGCUCCUCCACAUGAUGACGGCCGAGGACGAGGAGGCAGAACUCCGCCACUGGGCGGAUCUGAGGGAGUACCAGCUGCGGUUCGCGGCCGCUGGCGGCUUCGCCGGCGCACUGUAA